ACCUCACCACCUCCGAACACAUCACAAAUACAAUGGCGUGGUUGCAAUUAUCAGAAGAGUCCAAGGAGCGCAUCGCGCGCGUCCUGGACAUGUCAAGAGUCGCCAUCCAUUACGGAUACCUCCCUCUCAUCAUCUACCUGGGCUACACGAAGAGCAAUCCGAGACCAUCGCUCAUCCGAUUGUUCUCUCCUUUGGCGCAGUAGAGCUUCACACGAUGGCAAGAUUGGACACCGCGGUCGAGGCACAACGAAGGAUCGCGACAAGAGCUUGAGGAUGGAAUGUACAAUACAGUGACCCGCAUCGAAGAAGGCAGACAUGAAGCGGGAAGGGGAUGCAUGGUCAGGCGCAAAAGGAGUCUACGAAGGAGAAGUCCACGGACGGAGGACAAGCAUCGCCACUAUUUGAACACAAGCGUACGGCUUGCGAGUGUACAAAAGCAUGGAAAAGAGAACCGCGACAAGCAAGUGAGGAGCCGCAGACUUAGUCUCAAGAACAAUUGAGCAGGCAGCCGGCCAUCAGCUUAUGUCUGUAGCCUCUCUGCAUCAGGUUGUCGCG
Molecule: messenger RNA, 555 nt
Organism: Zymoseptoria tritici IPO323
Lineage: Eukaryota; Fungi; Ascomycota; Dothideomycetes; Mycosphaerellales; Mycosphaerellaceae
Exons: 3
Coding region: 33-203 (56 amino acids)
Biological process (GO): protein insertion into mitochondrial outer membrane; protein import into mitochondrial matrix
Cellular component (GO): mitochondrial outer membrane; mitochondrial outer membrane translocase complex
Source: RefSeq, a predicted model, not a curated record